AUGUCUGACGCCAGAACAAGAAGGAGACUCCACAUCGGCAAUAUCUCGCCGCAGCUCGCGGAGAAAGAGGCCAUGUUGACCACUCGUCUACUGAAAUUCGGCGACAUCGUCAAGCCUUUGGAGCUCCACACAAAGCCAGUCAAUGACUUCUUCUUUGCAUUUGCUGACAUGGACUUGACAGAUAAAGAGUUCGAAAAACUCAAGGCUGCAUUCCACGGAAUCACGUUCAUGGGCAGAAAACUCACCAUUGCCGUCGCCAAGCCGGCGUUUGAGGUGGCCCUACAGAAGGACCUCCAUCGGCCAGAAACAGGAAAGAAAGUUCUAGCGAAGCAUGAGGGGAUUGCGCGUGCGAGAGAGCUUCGAAUUGCCGAGACUGACACCUCUUUUGGCUCGAACUCUCACUCUCGUGGCCCACUUUACAAAACGUCGCUCAUUGGCGCCAACAAUUCAUCCAUGGGCUAUCGCAUUUCGGCCCACACAACCAACAACUUGAGCGGCAACACCAAAAACGAUGCGCCCUCGCAAUCUCUCGUAGGCAUGAAGUCGUAUGGAAGCACAUUGAUACCGAAAGGGCCGUUCAGACAACAAUACGCACAUCUCUCAGGAGGAGGAGAAGUUGUGAAGGGCCGUCUCCGGAAGACUGUUCGUCCAGCUGCCUACUUUGCAAGAAAGGAACAAUCUCUACGGAUUUUGGUCAACGGCGAGUUGAAGAGCUAUAAGUUUCACAAAACGAAGUUGUGGGGAGUGGAAAAGAACAAGACUGCGAGAGAUCUCACAUUUGAGUACGAAGACGGAACAUGGAAAAGUGGUGAUGGACAUGCGGUGGAGCGUGUUGAGGUCAAAAGAGCUAGGGUCGAGAGCCUUGGUCCAACCCGAUGUGCCAUAUCCGGUGCUGAUGCAGUGAACUACGGAGCUGAAAGCAUUGCAACAACUGCGGAAGUUGCCGAGAGCAGUGAUACUACUAGUACUGAGCAAUCGAAGAACAAAACUGUUCUCGCAAAAUUAUUCAAUACGUUUGACUUUGACAAGAAAGUCGACGUGGAGGAGGCCCUGGAAGACGAAGAGGAUGUAUCUUAUGACUCGAAGGGUAGAAAAACUGUCAAGCGCUUCGAUUUCGAGACUCAAGGCACAGCUGUCAAUGUUGAUAGUGAUGAAGAGCCGGUUGGGGAGGCAGGAAUGGAAUUGGUGGACUCUUACAAAACGUCGCACGAACGUCCUUCCGAAUUCACAUACUACUCAGAGGAUGACGAGGGCAACGACAUGGAUGUGGACGAAUUGGCUCAACAUUACACUACAGAAUCUAUAAAGGCGCAAUAUGAUGGCGAACAUCAAGAUGCCGAGAGUCCAGAGAAGAACACCAAAGAAAGUGAAGGUGAAUCUUCUCUGUCAAACUCACAGUAUGAGAGCGCUACCUCAAACGCUCAGGUUGAAGAAGAGGAAAACAAAUCUGCAGAUAGUGAGCUGGGCGAGGAAGAAGAAGAAAGCAAAUCUGAAGAUAGUGAGCUGGACGAGGAAGAAGAAGAGAACAAAUCUGAAGAUAGUGAGCUGGACGAGGAAGAAGAAGAAAACAAAUCUGAAGAUAGUGAGCUUGAUGAGAAAGAAAGUGAUAGCGAGGAAGAGGAUCUUAUUCCUACUUUUGGCCCAGCGCCCACAAGCACAACUGAAAACUUGCGUUCUUUGUUCAGCAAAGACACAGAAGAGAAGGAGGGUUUAGCUAUCGAAUUGGAUGAGGAAGAUGUUGAUCAAGAAAGAUUGGAUGAAGAAGAAGAAGAGCGGAUCAAAUUGCAAACUCAAAUCGAGGUCAAGAAAAAGGAGUAUCAAAGUGCCUUACAGACCGCUCAACUCAAACAAAAGAAAGACAUGGGAUUGUUCUGGACACAUUUGGACUCACCAUUCUUGCAACAGCAAACCCAGCUUUCCAAGCUCGGAUCCGUUGACGAGAGGGUAGUUUUGCCGGGAGAGGGAGCAGAGGAAAUCGGAAAGUAUGACAAGGGCGAAAACAACGAUGACUACGAGGCAUGGUUUUGGGCCAAGAGAUCGGACGCGAACAAAUUCUGCAAACAGCGCAAGAAGGAUUUGACCCGGAAAACAAAUUCAAGAAAAGCGUUUAUCUAA
Australozyma saopauloensis is the source of this 2115-nucleotide messenger RNA. It is a transcript of the gene NOP8, whose product is annotated as Nop8p. The coding region runs from base 1 to 2115 and encodes 704 amino acids. The record is from RefSeq and is a predicted model, not a curated record. NCBI's taxonomy places the organism in Eukaryota, Fungi, Ascomycota, Pichiomycetes, Serinales, Metschnikowiaceae. Gene Ontology annotation, molecular function: nucleic acid binding. The transcript has a single exon.